GGAUUUUCGUACAUAACAUUACCAGUAGCUUACCGCUGUCUUAAAUAUAAUAAUCAUCUUAGAAAAAAAUAAAAAAAUAAAAUAUUAAACAAAAGCUGGUGACAGAGAGAGAGAGAGAGAGAAAAACAGAGAAGAGGAAGAAGAACACAAAACUUAGAAACAAAAAGGUUAUUCAAUUUUAGCUGUCUCACUCUCUUCUGAUUUAAAGAAGAGAGUGAGAGACAUAAUAAUUAUUUAUUAAAAAAAAUGGAGUAUGAAACGACAAGUAGUCGGAUAUUGGACGGAAUGUAUCAUUACCCACAUGUAUUUGGGGGACUAAUGUUAACAGCAGCAUUGUUGGGAUUGUCCACAAGCUAUUUUGGUGGAAUUGGGAUCACCUCAUUCCCAUACAUGUGUUGGGAUCUUGGUAUUUUGUAUAAAAAAAGAUAUAAUAAGAAGAAGCGAAUUCGUGUUUACAUGGAUGGUUGCUUUGAUCUGAUGCAUUAUGGUCAUGCUAAUGCUUUACGCCAAGCGAAAGCUUUGGGUGAUGAACUUGUUGUUGGUGUUGUUAGUGAUGAGGAGAUCAUUGCCAAUAAAGGUCCCCCUGUUUUACCCAUGGAAGAAAGACUUGCUCUUGUUAGUGGAUUGAAGUGGGUGGAUGAAGUUAUAGCUAAUGCUCCUUAUGCCAUUACGGAGCAAUUCAUGAACAGACUUUUCAACGAGCAUAAGAUUGACUAUAUCAUACAUGGUGAUGAUCCAUGCCUGCUUCCUGAUGGAACUGAUGCUUAUGCCUUGGCCAAGAGAGCUGGACGUUACAAGCAGAUUAAACGCACUGAAGGAGUCUCCAGCACAGAUAUUGUAGGAAGGAUACUUUUUGCCAACGAUGCAAAAGUGUCUGAAUGUCAUGAUGAUAAAUUGUCUUUACCUGGAGAUGCUUGUAAGGGAAACCAAUGCAACAGUGUUCAUUUAUCCCAAUUUCUACCGACAUCCCGGCGAAUAGUGCAGUUUUCAAAUGGGAAGGGACCUGGACCAAAUGCUCGUGUUGUAUACAUUGAUGGGGCGUUUGAUCUCUUCCAUGCCGGACAUGUGGAGAUUCUCAGGUCUGCUAGGCAGCUUGGAGAUUUUCUACUAGUUGGGAUCCACACUGACCAGAUAGUGAGUGAACACAGAGGGGAGCACUAUCCAAUUAUGCAUCUGCAUGAGCGUAGUCUUAGUGUGCUGGCUUGCCGUUAUGUUGAUGAAGUCAUUAUCGGUGCACCUUGGGAAGUUUCCAAAGAUAUGAUCACAACUUUCAACAUCUCUUUGGUUGUGCAUGGGACUGUUGCAGAGUGCAAUUCCUUGUUGGCUGGCAUAUCAGACCCCUAUGCAGUUCCAAAGAGCAUGGGUAUUUUCCGGACUCUUGAAAGCCCUAAAAAUAUAAUUACUAGUUCUGUGGCUCAAAGGAUAGUUGCUAAUCACGAAGCUUACAUGAAACGCAACUCCAAGAAGGCAAAAAGUGAGAAAAAAUACUACGCAGAAAAGGUGUAUGUAUCAGGAGAUUAGUGGAGAGAUACAGUAUCACUGGACAGCUAAUUUGGCAGAGUUCUUUAUGCAGCCUUACCAUAACGUAGAAAUGCGUAUUUGCUCAAAGAUUAUGGAAGAGUCGGUAACUUUGUCUUCUGGAAGACGGGUAAAGUAGACGAGAGUGGCGCAAAAAGUAAAGAUCCUCGUGGUUUUUUAUCCCCUCAUUUUGAUGUAACAACAUUACAUUAUUUCAGUAAUAGGCAAAACCCACAAUAUCUCACCAUGGUCAAUUGUGUGGAAUUUGAAUUUCACUGCUUUCAGCACCAAUGGGUUACCCUUUUUGUGCAGUAUAUUUAUUUUUUAAA
This is a messenger RNA of Ricinus communis (castor bean), 1847 nucleotides long. Its product is annotated as ethanolamine-phosphate cytidylyltransferase. Gene Ontology annotation, molecular function: ethanolamine-phosphate cytidylyltransferase activity. The coding region runs from base 247 to 1521 and encodes 424 amino acids. Gene Ontology annotation, biological process: phosphatidylethanolamine biosynthetic process. Gene Ontology annotation, cellular component: cytoplasm. Lineage: Eukaryota; Viridiplantae; Streptophyta; Magnoliopsida; Malpighiales; Euphorbiaceae. The record is from RefSeq and is a predicted model, not a curated record. The transcript has 10 exons.